AUGGUACAAAAGUUUGGAAGAAAAAACAUUGAAUCAGAAAAAAAUAAAAAGCAGGCAUUAUCAACAUCAACGACAAAAAAUAAAAAAGUAGCAUUCAAACUGAUUGGUUUUGAUACUUCCGACGAAGAGAAUAAAUCACCUGACAAACAACGAGAUUCUCUUACAGCUAUACAAAAUACGCUUCAAACUAUAUUCAGUUCAUCUUCACAAGCAGCACCUGGUACUUCAACAAAACGAACAAUGCUCAAACAAACCAAUGGAAAAAUUAUGACAGAAAAUGAUGUUAUUGAACAACUUGAAGAAAUUCGACGAAAAAAAAAACAGAAGCAAUCACGUUCUACUAAUCGGGAGACCGGUGCACGACAACGUCGUACUAUGCAAAAAAACGGUAUGUUCAGUCAAACGUAAAAUAUAAUAAGAGCCGCGCUCUGUAUAUCAUAUUAAAAAUAGCUAUUAAAAAUAGCUUACUCACUUUUGGUUGUUGAAUUAUCACAUCUAUGCUAACAGAAAGUUUUUGAUAUAUUUAGAUUCACCUAAUACAACACCUAUAGCUAGCACAAUUUCUAUUGGACCAUCUCAUACAUGAAUUGUUUAAUCUUUCUCGUCAGGUAUUUAUUCAUAUUUUGACAACACUUAAAUAGUAUGAUAAAAUUUUCUGAAUCAUUUUUAUUUUUUUCUAAUUAGAUUAUGCUUGAAAUUCUUUUAUAAAUUCAUCUGUAUCAUGAUAUGAGUUUUUUUCUUUUUUACAUCUUUCUCUAACUCAACUGUACUAUAUUUUAUGUUCUAUUGUAAAAUUUUUAUAUAUAAUUCUACAUUGCCAAAGUGUUUGGGAUCAUUAUCAGCUUCUAUUUCAAAAAUUUAUCACAUAUUGUAUCAUAUAAUUUGCAUAAAUCUGUUUCAGUUAUUUUAUAAACAUUACAAUCCCUUUCAUAUUCGAAAAGCUUACAUUUUUGCCAUUUAGAAUUUUUUCUUUUAUUCUUGAAAGAGUAGCGUCAUCAAAACAAAGAGUACAGAUUAUCUUUUGUAUACUUCUAUACUAACGCUUUGUUCCUUUAUUCUGAAUAUCCAUACGAUUCUGUAUAUUAUAGGAUUUUAUUUUUAUGACUCACUAUUUCUUCUUUGUGUGCUUAUUUAUAAUGUUGUCAAUUCAUAAAAUGAAGCGUUCUUCGAUUAUAUAUUGUAAACUAUAAUAUUUAUCUUUCACUCUAUAGAUACAUAUGAAUAAAGUGAAGUUUUUAUCAAAUGAGAACAUCCC
Rotaria sp. Silwood2 is the source of this 1255-nucleotide messenger RNA. NCBI's taxonomy places the organism in Eukaryota, Metazoa, Rotifera, Eurotatoria, Philodinida, Philodinidae. The record is from the annotation of a GenBank genome assembly.